This is a messenger RNA of Homo sapiens (human), 9045 nucleotides long. RefSeq names its product protein phosphatase 1 regulatory subunit 3F (gene PPP1R3F). Gene Ontology annotation, cellular component: membrane. NCBI's taxonomy places the organism in Eukaryota, Metazoa, Chordata, Mammalia, Primates, Hominidae. The transcript has 4 exons. The record is from RefSeq and is a predicted model, not a curated record. Bases 6516 to 8045 code for a protein of 509 amino acids.
UCAGCCAGCGCCACCUCCGCCAACGCAGGGCUGUGUCUGGGAUGGAGGACAAGCAUUCCGGCCCAGGAACCCCUCAGGCCUGCUCUCCAGGACAGGGAGGAGGGUGCAUUGAGUCAGUCAGUCAAAGAGUGAUGGAGGUCAAACACGUGCUAGGCACUGUUUUAACUGGGGUUUUAUUCCUCCAUUUAUUGAGUUCCACUGUAAAGCCCUGAACAAGACAGACAUCUACCCUACCCUCAAGGAUUCAUACAGGCUCCUAUGGGAGACAGUUUGAAAAAACAAGCAAGCAAGCAGAUAGGAUAAAUAGGGACAAAGUUAGCUGCUGAAGGGAGUAAGGGGAUAGAUUGGGAGGGAAUGACUGUGUCAGACAUGCUGUUAAAGGGAGGGCCUUUGAGGAGGUGAGUCCCGAAUGAUGAUAAAGAAGAGUUAUGCAGAUACGGUGGGGAGGUGGGGGAGAGUUUGUAGGAAAAGGAACAGGGAGGACUUUUCUGAGGAGGUUUCAUUUAAACUAAGUCCUGGAUGAUGAAUAACAGUUAUGUGCAUAUAUGGAACAAGGGUGUUCUAGGUAGAGGAAACAGCAAGUGCAAAGGUCCUGGGGUGGAAAUGAGCUUGGUGUGAAUGAUCAGCAGUGUGCUGGAGUGGAGAGAACUGCAAUGACAUAGUGUGGACCAAGGGCUUUGCCAGUGGGGGGUAGAGCAGAUUCUCUUUCUGACAGAGCAGGAAACCAGGAUUCCAGAGGUGGAGAAACUGGUUGAGGCAGUGAUGGCACCUGGCUCUUCCAGUUCACCCAUGCCUGACCUUGAAGCCUGUGCACUCUACUGUUAACGCUGUAAUCUACUUUUGAGUCCUGUGGAGGCGAGGGGCUGAGCCCAUGCUCUCACAAGAAAGCAGUGGCUCUAGCAGAGAGACAGAACCAGAUGGGUACUGGACUUGAAGUUUUUGUCCCUUGUUUUUUUGCCACACCACCUGUGAUCAUUUAGGGACAGGGAGAAAUAAUCAGUUAUACCCCAGGGGGCCCCAGAAGAUUUCCCUAGGUUUCCUCUAUCAAGCUAUGAGUUCUUUAAGGGCAGCAGCUAGUCCUGAUUCUUUUUGCGGUCACCUAAGUCUGGCCCAGGAUCACUAGAUUCUCCCUAAAAUGUAUACAUUUCCCUGUUCCUGGGAGGACUGGGAAUGGAAAUGGGAAAAUGCUUUUUGGACCUUGUAUGUAUACGCUUGGUCAGAAGCCCCUGGCUGCAGUAAGACAUUUGUGGGUUCUGCUGGUUCUGGUAAGGCCUUAGGCUGUGAGUGGUUCAGAAAGGUCUAGCUCCGGUCUGGUGGGCAGAUGUGCCUGGGUAACUGAGCAGGCAGGCAGGUACCCACUCACCCACCUGUGAGCCCCACCAUAAUCUGAGACUUCAUUUAAAGGGGGCAGGCAGCAUGGUUUUUCUUACAGCAUUAAGAGUGUGGAUUCUGGCAUAGAUUGCCUGGGUUCAAAUCCUGGCGCUGCCACUUACUGGCCUUGUGACCUUGGCCAACGCAUUUAACUACACCAUGCCUCAGGACCCUCACCUGUAAAACAGAAUUAUAGCAUCUACUUUACGGGAUAAGAGUAAAGGUGCUCAGAACCGAGUCUGGCUCAAAGUAGUAUCAUACAGGUGUUAGCUAGUGUCAGUAUUUAGGGAGCCACACCUACAGUUUCCUGGAUUCCUCUCCUAAAUUCGGCUCCGCCCAUCAGCUGUGUGGCCUUGCCUCCGUUUCCUUCUCUGCUAAGGGAAAUGACAGUCACUUUGCAUGGUUGGAUUGAAUGCAGCAAACAUGGGCAAGGUAACUGAAGCAUGGUGGUAACUGCAAAAGAUAACUGGCCAGCAUUUACUGAUUUCUGUGCUAUGAACAUCAGAUCCAUUCUCUCCGUGAGGCCUGCUGUGCAUGCUGUGUUGUGUAGGUGCUAUGAUUAUCCCCAUUUAGUAGAGGGGAGACAGGUAGCUCAGAGAGAUGAGCCAGCUUGCUCAAAGCCUCUCAGCUAGUGAGUGACAGGGCCAGGGAAGAAAUGCUAGGGACAUUUAUUUUUUUCUAUUUUUUUUUUUUAAACUGGUCCUCUAGAAAGCGUGGCAUGAUUCAGGGCAAAUUCUGGAUUUCACUCUUGGUGUUCCCAGCAUGUCGUGCUUUCCUUUUACCUUUUUUUUUUUUUUUGCUUUAUCGAGGUAUACCUACAUAAAGUGUACUGAUAUUCUGUGUAUAGCCCAGUGGAUUUGUACAUAUGUAUGCACUUGUGUAGCCACCACCCAGAUGAAGAUACUGAGCAGGUCCAGUACCCCAGAGCUACCUUCAUUUCUAUCACUUUCCCAAGCUGUCAUCCCCGCCGGCUGUCAUGGGAACCCUGUCUGUAAGAUGCGACAGUUUGGGUAAAGGAGUUUGGUCAUUUUAAAGAGUGUGAAAGGCAGAGAACAGAGAAAUCAAAACCUUGCAGGGCCAAGGUGGGUGGAGAGGGUGUUUUUCUUUUAACAUACAUGGGCGGUUUUAAGGAGAAAUUGAAGCAGCCUGUUCAGACAAUUGUUUUGGUAUCUGGCCCCAGGUCUGUGGUUCCUAACAUGACUUGUGAUAUUAUUUUAAGUGGGCAGAUGGCUUUUUGAUAGCUUCUUUAUCUUUCGAUCUCAGCUCUUGCAAAGGGGAGGUUGGUGCUCAUUGCAAGAUCAGCGAUAAGGGUUUCUUUGUAGGUCGGUGGCUUUCUUGGUGAGUACAUUUCAACAUAUUAUUGUUUUAGAACCUGUGUGCUGCCAGUGACUUGCAGCACUGUUGAAGACUAGCCACCCUUUGUGACCUAGCCCUCUUGGGAAAUGGCGGAGGAUCUCAGGGUAUAUCCCUUACCUGUGGGAGCCCUAUCAGAGGGCUUCCUGUUGAGGAAAUGUUGGCUGUAGGCCCUCUGUGCACUGAGCACAGCCACAUCAGGUGAGGGCAUGGGAGAAGUCCGUGGUAGCCAUCAGGAUAGAGUUCAGAAACCCAAAUGGCUGCUUUCCCUGGGUUGCUGGACCAGGCAUUUGGUAACUCUAAAGCUUAGAGAUGAUUCAUCGACAAGCAUUUAUUGACUGCCUACUGUGUGCUGGGCACAGUGCUAGGUUCCAGCAGGGAAAGAGAUGCAGAGUGGUCCUAAGAUGUCACAGGGCUUGUGGGAUGGAGUACAGAGGAUUUGUUGUAUGAGACCUGGCUGAGCCCCUGCUCUUCGCCAGGCACUUCACUGAGUACUAUAUUUUCAUGCAAGGUCUGGUUUAAUUCCGACAACAUUCCCUGUGAAGUAGAGGGUUUUAAAUUUCUCUUUCCUGGAUGAGCAAACUGAGGCUCCCAGAGUCCAAAGUCCUAGGGCUGGUGUGGGGAAAAGCCCUCCUGAUCUUCCUUGGCACUUGACACUACCCUUUGGAAGUGUCCUAUUCUUCUUAAAAGUAAAGACCAAGAGAGCCUCACCAUGGUCUUCAAGCACCCUCCCAUCCCAUUCCCCAAUCUGGCCUCCACUGGCUCAUAGUCUUAACACCAGUGGUCUUUCUGAGCUCCUGUCACCAUGGUCUUUCUGUUACUCCAAAGGGCCUCGCUCCUUUCUGCUGCAGGGCCUUUGCCCCUGCUGUUUCCUUCACCAGGAACAUUUAUCCCGUACCCCUUGCAGUCUCCUCCAGUGUUGAUCCCUCAGUUCUAAGAGGACUUCCCCAGGGGAGCCUGUCCACCCCAGUGUCCUCGGGCCCCUGGCUUUUUCAUAGCACUCAUCAGCCCAGCACGUGCUAAGCUUUGUUAGAGAAUGUCCCAUGGCAGAGCAGAUGAACAUCGCCACCAGUCGAGGGGUCAUCGGCCACCCUGCCUAGCAGUUCUACUAUAUUUUUUUGAUCCACUCGUUUCUCCUCUGAAGUGACUCUUUCAAAUGUUCUUUACCUUCAGACUUUCUCUCCUGCUUCAAAAAACAAAACAGAAGCCAUAAGAAUGGAACUCCCUAUAACUUGUGGCCCCCAAGUCUGCACGCUGAUUUCCCUCCCCUGUGUUACAGAUGACGAGGAGUCCCUUCUUGCUCAGGCCACUUCUCCCUCCUGUGCUCUGGGUCCCAGUUUCUGCUACUUGCUCUAGAAUCUGACAUCAUCAGUCACCUUUUCUCUCCUGGCAGGUUUUCUGCUGCCCUCCUUGCUUGAUCCUCUAUUCACCUUUGCCUGUGCCAGCAUCCCUUCUGUCUCCGCUGACCCCACGUUCUCUCCCUCCUGCUUCUGGCCAGCACCUCAUCACCCUCCCCUUCACUGCUGACCCCUGCAGAGUUGCCUGUACUUGCCUUCUGCACUUGCUCACCCCCGUAAGUGUUAGCCCCCGGCAUCUGCCAGAUUCUGCAGGUGGUUUUUUAGUUUUCCUCUUGAAGUGGUUGACCACUCCUACUUAAAACACUUUGUCUUCCCUUGCCUUGAGACCACACUCUGCUGGUUUUCCUCUUAACUCUCUGGCCCUUCUCUUUCUCCUGGCUCUUCCCUUAGCUUCAUGUAUCCAAACUCGGCAUCUCCACUUGACUGAUGGCCCAAAUAAUUCCUCAAACUCACCUUGUCGGGGACUGCAUUCAUCACCUCUCCCACAGUGUUCCCAAGCAGCCUCUCACUCCCCUACCUCCCCACUUGCUCGUUUUGCUUUUCAGCAUCCUUAAGUAAGCCCUGCCUGACCCUGUAGAUUGGGCCAGGGACCCUUAUUCUAGGGCAUUCUUUCCUUUUCUAAAGGCACUGAUCGCAGUUUGUAGUUAUAUCUUUAUUAGGGGGUUGCUGGAUGACUCUCUGCCCCGCUAGACUGUAAGCUCCGUGAGGGGUAGGGACAUGGUCUGCUUUCAUUCACCACUGUAUUCCUGCAGGCCUGCCACAGUGCCUGGCACUUAGCAGGUGCUCAAUAAAUGUUUGUUGAAAUAAUGAGUUUGAGUAUUUUUUUAAUGUCUUCCUCCAUACUGAAUUGUAAGCUUCCUAGUUGGGUUUGCUCACCAUGGUGUCUCCAGGAUCCGUCACUGGGGCUGAUGCACAGGAAGGCCCACUGUCUUUCAGUGCACCUAUAACUGAAGGGAUGGGGAUCCAACCUGCUAUCUGAGUUGGCAGCCUCAGGGGAAACCAGAAUAACUGGAGUUGAACGGGACAAGUCAGGGGCAUCUUAGUUUUCUGUAGAGUGAGGAAUUAAUGUGAACGUGAUCCUCUUUUAUGCCACAGAAAACUUGGUAGGGCAUUAUGGUUAAGGACAUGGGCCUGAGGCCACGUGCUAAGAAAGUGGCAGAGCUGGGAUCUGAGCCUGUGUGGUCCUGCUCUAGUGCUCCAGCUCUUAGCUACUGUACCAGGCUGGGUGAUGCAUUUUACCAGCAGGGCAACACUGGGCAAGUUGCUUUCCUUUCAGAGCUUCAGUUUCCCUCAAUGGAAAUUUGGAGGGGGUUACUGUUAAGUGCUUUAUAGGUACUUUUCAAAUAUUUCUUUGAUCUGCUGAACAACUCACUGAUGUAGGUAUUAUUAUCCCCUCCUUAGAGAUGAGGUAACUGAGGCACAGAGAGGUUAAGUAACUUGCCCCAGGUCACACAGCUGAUAGGUGGCAGAGCUGGAAUUGUUCAAAAUUGCAUAUCCUAACCCUUUAUUGAGUUGUGAAAUCAAUUUACUGGGUUUCAACAAGCAUUAAAAAGAAAAAGGAAAUAGCAUAAGAAAUGCCAGUGUAUCACCACAUGCAGUAAAGGUAAGUAUUGUUUCACUCGAAGAACAACCAUUUUUCAGUUAUUUAUAUGUCUGUUUACACGUGUGGGUGUGCUGGGUUAUGAUGUAGAAUGGAUUUCUUACUAUGGGUCGUGGCCAAAGAAUGAAGUCAUGGCUGUUGAAGAAGCUCAUGGCACGAGAAACUGCUCUCCCUCUACCCCACUGGAUCACCCGCAAGUCCCAGAGUUGAGGCUGACACACUUGUUGGGGAAGGCAAAGCAGUGCCCCACAUAACUUGGUGGCUUUCACAGCCACCUUCAAACCCUGUUCUUUUCAGAAAGCAGAUGGCUCAGGGUAACUGCAAUUCUGAGUAUCGUGGGGCAGGUUUCUGAAGCCACUCAUCCCCCCGGAAAGUCAGCGUUAUCUUCAGGUUGACUACAUGGGAGCCGGGGUCUGCUGAGUUUCCCUUUGGGUUUCAGUGCCUGACCCACUUUGGGCUGGCAAAAUUCUUUGAAAACAUGAAUGCUGGGGGUGCUCCAGAGGACUCGGGUGGUGGUGGCAAUGGCAGUCUGUGACUGCUCUGAAAGUCUGCUUUGCUUUUCUCCACAGGGCUUGUCAGCCCUCACCCGCUCGCUUACUCUGUGACUGGCGAAUCACCUUUCUUGGCUUUCUUGGCUGGCCUAGGCCGGGGCCAACACCACCUCUUUCCAAAUCCUCACCCUCUGGUCUCCUCGGGGCCUAUCAGCUUGGCAGCCAUUGUGUUUCCUGAUGGCCGGAGGAAUUUGCACGCCCAGGAGACUGGCGUGCAGGCCUGAGAUGGCCCCUUUUAGUCGACACCAGCUUGACUAGUGCUCACUAGCACCCAAAUGAUGCAUGUCCAAGAUUUUCCAGAUCUGUGUGCCCUGGCCCCUAUGGCUCACUGCCCUUGAGGGGAUGCCACGUGGUACUUGUGGGGCUGGUGCCAAAAGAACAGGUUUCCUUCUUGAAAACGAGCAGGCAUACUGCAGGCCUGCCGAGGAGGAACUGAAGACGAAGAACAUGGAUGAUAACACCUUUGCCAUGGCAGAGCAUCCUGAUGUCCAGGAGUCAGUGGGUCCACUGGUAGCCCCCACCCCUCUCCGUCCAUGGCCCCAGAUGACACUUCAGGUUUCUGACGUUCCGAUGACUGGCAACCCCGCAGAAGAAGGUGAUGUCCCCAGAAGCAGUCCACCUGUGGCUUUUACAGAGGUCCUCCAGGCACCGGCCAUCAGGAUUCCCCCCUCCUCCCCUCUCUGUGGCCUGGGUGGCUCCCCCAGAGACCAGGCCUCAGGGCCCGAUGCGAGCGAGGGGGCCACCGGGCCUUUCCUGGAGCCCAGUCAGCAGCAGGCAGAGGCCACAUGGGGAGUAUCGAGUGAGAAUGGAGGGGGGCUGGAGGCUGUGAGUGGGUCAGAGGAGCUGCUCGGUGAGGACACCAUCGACCAGGAGCUGGAGCAGCUCUACCUGUCUCACCUGAGCCGCCUACGGGCUGCUGUGGCUGCGGGUGGGGCAGGGGGUGGUGGGGAGGGCUCCACAGAUGGAGGGAUGUCCCCCAGCCAUCCCCUGGGCAUACUGACGGACCGCGACCUGAUCUUGAAGUGGCCUGGCCCUGAGCGGGCCCUGAACAGCGCCCUGGCUGAGGAGAUCACGCUGCACUAUGCCCGGCUGGGGCGUGGCGUGGAGCUCAUCAAGGACACCGAAGACCCUGAUGAUGAAGGGGAGGGUGAAGAGGGGCUCUCUGUCACACCCUCCAGCCCAGAAGGGGACAGCCCCAAGGAAUCGCCUCCAGAAAUCCUCUCCGGGGCCCGUUCUGUGGUAGCCACGAUGGGAGAUGUGUGGCUCCCAUGGGCAGAGGGCUCAGGAUGUGACGGCCCUGUGGUUCUGGGUACAGAGGGUCAGUUCAUUGGGGAUCCUGAGAAAGGGAUGGGCAAGGACACCAGCUCUUUGCACAUGAAUAGGGUGAUAGCUGGGGUGACUGAGUCCCUGGGGGAGGCCGGGACAGAAGCCCAGAUAGAGGUCACCAGUGAGUGGGCAGGCAGCUUGGAUCCCAUAUCUGGCAAGGAGCCAGCCUCUCCCGUCCUUCUGCAGGGGCAAAAUCCCACCCUCCUCAGUCCCUUGGGGGCCGAAGUCUGUCUCUCUAGUGUAGCCAGGCCUCAUGUGAGCUCCCAGGAUGAAAAGGAUGCAGGCCCAAGCCUUGAACCCCCAAAGAAGUCUCCCACCCUAGCAGUCCCUGCAGAAUGUGUGUGUGCACUGCCUCCUCAGCUCCGGGGGCCCUUGACCCAGACUCUGGGGGUCCUGGCCGGGCUAGUGGUGGUCCCUGUGGCUCUGAACAGCGGUGUGUCCCUCCUGGUGCUUGCGCUGUGCCUCUCUCUGGCUUGGUUCUCAUAGGCUCUGCUUGUGGGAUCAGCAGAGGCUUAAGAUGGGAUACAUGGCCUGUGCAGUGAGGGGACCUGGGUCCUUUGCUUCUGAGAAUGCUCAACUGAAAGAGAGGCCUUCUCAUCCCCAAGCUCUCCAGUCAACACAGGGCUCCCUGUGGUGACACCAGUGGAGAUGAGGGAACGGGUAGAUGGUGUGAGUGAGGGGAACUUUUAGAGUGGAACUGGGCAUGUCCUCCGCCUACCCCCCGAGCCUGUAUUUAUUUUUGUAUAAUUCUCUGGAUGAGGGAGAGUGGUCGUGAGCUGGUCUUGGGGCACAAUUACCCAGAGAUAUAUUUAUUAACAGCCAACCUGUGCAACCUGCUGGAGCUUUAUUUUUAAUUUAAUUUAUAUAGAGUACCUAUUAUUAUAUGCCACAAUAGAGCUCUAUGAGAAACAGUGUCUUGCGGUGUAGUGUUCUCCUGUUUGGGCAUGAGUGUGCAGGGUGGUCACUUUCUGUGGGAGGAUCACAGUGGGGAGUUGGGGGUGGGACGUGGUCGCCUGCUGCUGCUUCAACAUGUCUUUCCUUGAAGAUGUGUGUCUCCUCGUCUCGUGGUCCUAAUCCAUAUGGUUCUUUGUCUUUUCCACAUUCUGCCUGUGGGACCCUACAGGUGUGUAUUUGGAUGGUGGUGGUGGGAGCCAGGGAGGAAGAGUGGCAGCCACAUGAGGGUUUGGUGUCAGUCACAUGGUUGCAGUGGUAGCUGUGGUCUCCUGUGGAUGUGGGGACAUCAGUUGUGAAUCAGCCACAAGGUUUUGAGGUUACUGAAAAAACAGCCUUUGACACCAGCAGGGAGACCCCUUAGUCCCUGAGAUAAGGAAGGCCUCAGAAAGGAAAGAGGAGUUAAUGUACUGCAGUACUUGGUAGCACAGUUGCUGUCCACAGACAUCACAUUUCUACUAAAAACAGGAAGCCCAGAAGCUUUGAAAGAAAGAUAUAUAUUUAUUGCAUGCAAAUAAAAAACUGCUCAACAAAA